This is a messenger RNA of Osmia bicornis bicornis, 1875 nucleotides long. RefSeq lists its product as uncharacterized. The record is from RefSeq and is a predicted model, not a curated record. The transcript has a single exon. Lineage: Eukaryota; Metazoa; Arthropoda; Insecta; Hymenoptera; Megachilidae. Bases 1 to 1875 code for a protein of 624 amino acids.
AUGCAACUCCACGUACAUUACGGCGACCUUAACGCUGAAAUAAACAAUACGUUAAGGAAGUUUUGGGAGGUGGAAGCGCCUCCACCGGUAACGUUCCUCUCCGAAGAGGACAAAAAAUGUGAAGAACAUUUUCGGCAGACUCAUUCGCGUAAACCCGACGGCAAAUACGUAGCGCGAUUGCCGUUUAAAUCAGAGCCUCCCAUCGAUAUCGGGGCUUCGAAAGGAAUCGCGGUCGCCUCCUUUUAUAGAUUGGAGAAACGGCUCGCCAAAGACGCGGAACAAGCUACGGCUUAUCACUCCUUUCUGGAGGAAUACCUGCAGCUCGGUCAUAUGCGGGAAUUUCUUGAAACAGACCCUCCUUCUGAGCAAAAGGUCUAUUUGUCGCAUCAUCCGGUCAUCCGUCAAGACAGCAGUACGACAAAAUUGAGAGUGGUUUUUAACGCGUCGAUGCCUACGUCAAACGGGUCUACGCUAAACGAUCAUUUACUAGUUGGUCCGAAAUUGCAAGCUGACCUCGCGGUCACGAUUUUACGAUGGCGCAUGUAUCAGUUCGUGUUCGCGGCAGAUAUCGCGAAAAUGUUCCGGCAAAUCUGGAUUGACCGUCGCGACACCGCCUACCAGCUGAUAGUUUGGCGCGCUAAACCCGAAGAUCAGCUGAAAACAUAUGAACUGCUUACCGUGACAUACGGGACGGCCCCAGCGCCCUUCCUCGCGAAUCGGGUCAUCAAACAACUCGCGCUGGAUGAGGGGACUAAUUUCCCUCUCGCGGCUCCUAUCCUGAAUGAGCACCUCUACGUUGACGACGCGCUUUUCGGGGCCGAUGAUCGAGUGUUGGCUCGUCAAACACGGCAGCAGGUAACGGAUGCCCUCAGACACGGAGGUUUCCACCUAAGAAAGUGGUCAAGCAAUUGUCCACUGUUAUUAGCGGAGAUCUCCCACGUUGAUCACGAGCUGGCCUCGAGCCGCUUAUUUCAAGAUGCCGAAGGGUUAAAAAUGUUGGGAAUCCGUUGGUUACCGAAAUCGGACGAAUUUCGAUUUCAAUUUAAGCUCGACUCCGCUAGUACGGCGAAUCCGACUAAGCGCGGGGUUUUGUCGAAUAUCGCGCGAAUCUUUGACCCAUUGGGGUGGAUUUCUCCCGUCGUUAUCGUGGCCAAGAUCUUCAUGCAAAAAUUAUGGGUAGCCAAGUUAGAUUGGGACGAACCUCUACCUUGCGAACUAACCAACCAAUGGCGCGAAUAUUCCGCGGAGUUCAACGAUUUACGAAAGGUAACCCUUCCGCGCUGGAUUAGGAUGGGGAAUGCUACAAUCGAGUACGAAAUACACGGGUUCGCAGAUGCUUCGCAAGACGCCUAUGCGGCUGUGAUUUAUUUACGUACAAUCUCCAUCGCGGACGAGGUCGCGUUACAUUUACUCAUGGCAAAAACAAAAGUAGCACCGUUGAAACCACUCACAAUUCCGCGGCUAGAAUUAUGCGCGUGCGUCCUAAUGACGCGAUUGAUCGAGCAGGUUCAGGCUACAUUAAAACUCGAUAAAGUACCAGUUUACGGUUGGACUGAUUCCACCGUUGCAUUAGCUUGGAUACAUAAGCAUCCGAGUCAAUUAAAAACGUUUACGGCACACCGAGUCGCGGAUAUACAAAGCCGAGCGCCGAAUGCUUCUUGGCGACACGUACCAACCGGUUGUAAUCCUGCCGAUUGUGCGUCCCGCGGGUUGUCGGUGAAAUUGCUGCUUCACCACCGCCUUUGGUGGCACGGUCCUUCCUGGCUGGCGCAAACUCCUAAUGAGUGGCCAGAAUUUAGGCUUGUCGUCCCAAGGGAAGCUGAAGCAGAAAUCAAAAAAACAAAUCAAUGCAUUGCAUGUGGAGUCGGAGGCUGA